GCCUAAUCUAUUGGACGUAUAUGCAAACUUACGAGCGUUUUUGAAACAGUUUGGUACUGCUGGCUACAGUAAACCUUCAACAAUCAAAUGAGUUCUGUCGUUAGAAGAGCUUCUCAUGCUGGUAGUUGGUAUUCUUCAGACCGUACUAAGCUUAACAACCAGUUGCAGAAAUGGUUGUCUGAAGUAACUGUUGAUCGACAACCAGCCCGUGCUAUCAUUUCACCACAUGCGGGUUAUGACUAUUCGGGGCCUUGUGCUGCGUUUGCGUACAAACAAAUAGACCCUCGUCACAUGUAAACUGCAUAUAUACAAAUAGCUUUGCCCAGUAAACGUAUUUUCGUAUUAGGUCCUGCACAUUAUAUGAGCCUCAGAGGAAAAUGCGCUCUAUCCACAGCGGACUUCUUCGAGACUCCAUUGUACUCCUUGUCAAUUGGUAGAGAUGUAUACCGAGACCUCGAAAAAACAGGAGAGUUUGUUAGUCUCACUUUGGACAAAGACGAAGAAGAGCAUUCCAUAGAAAUGCAAAUGCCAUAUAUAGCAAAAAUGAUGGAAGGUUACCAAGGCAAAUUCUCUGUAGUACCAAUUUUGGUAGGAUAUUUGACUCCAGAAAGGGAAGCAGUUUAUGGUCAGAUUUUCUCUCGAUACCUAUCAAAUCCCGAGAACUUCUUCGUGAUAUCUUCUGAUUUUUGUCACUGGGGAAAAAGGUUUCAGUACACCUACUAUGAUCAAAGUAAAGGAGCAAUCUGGCAAUCCAUACAAGCACUUGAUGAAACGGGAAUGGAGUUAAUUGAGCGACUUGCUCCUUCUGAAUUUACAAGUUACUUGGAGCAAUAUGGUAACACCAUAUGCGGACGACACCCGAUAGGCGUAUUACUACAAAUCGUUACGUAUUUACGCAGGAAUAUGCCCAAUAACAAUUUUAAUAUGAAGUUUGUACGAUAUGCCCAAUCAGAACACUGUAAUAAUAUGAACCAAUCAUCUGUCAGUUAUGCAGCUGGUGUGCUACAAAUAUCUUGAUAUAAGUAACUUUUCCUGCAUAUUAUAAUAUGUGUAUCGACGUUUACAUUAAAGUAAAAAAUCACAACUUUAGGGAUUGUUAAUUUUACUUCAAUAUAUAACAAACUUUUUUUACGG
This is a messenger RNA of Schistosoma bovis, 1134 nucleotides long. The record is from the annotation of a GenBank genome assembly. NCBI's taxonomy places the organism in Eukaryota, Metazoa, Platyhelminthes, Trematoda, Strigeidida, Schistosomatidae.